GGAAAAGCCUCAAUUCCUGUGCCCUUUCCCGUAUACCCUCGCACUCUCCUCUCCUUUCUUUUUGUCCCGUUUGUCCUUGUUCUCCUGUCGGUAAUUGUAAAUUUCCUUUUCUUUUUAGAAGCACAUUUCAUUCAUAAUGGCUGCCACGGCCAAACCUGCGGCCUCUGGGUCCACCACCGAACUCAGCGGUCUCCAGCUCUACUCCAGAUUCGCUUUCGCUGGUGCCGUCUGCUGUUCCAUCACUCACGGUGCCCUCACCCCUGUCGAUGUCGUCAAGACCAGGAUCCAGCUUGAUCCCGUCACCUACAACCGUGGUCUGUUUGGUGGCUUCAAGCAGGUCAUUGCCAACGAGGGUGCUGGCGCUCUCCUCACCGGUUUCGGCCCCACUGCCGCCGGUUACUUCCUCCAAGGUGCCUUCAAGUUCGGUGGCUACGAGUUGUUCAAGCAGCAGUUCAUCAACCAGCUUGGCUACGAGACCGCCAGCAACAACCGUACCGCUGUCUACCUCGCCUCGUCUGCCUUCGCUGAAUUCUUCGCUGAUAUUGCUCUCUGCCCUCUCGAGGCCACCCGUAUCCGUCUUGUCUCCCAGCCUACCUUCGCUUCCGGUCUGUUGAGCGGUUUCGGCAAGAUCCUUAAGAAUGAGGGUGUUGGCGCUUUCUACUCUGGUUUCGGUCCCAUCCUCUUCAAGCAGGUUCCCUACACCAUGGCCAAGUUCGUCGUCUACGAGAAUGUCGCAGAACUCAUCUACCGCAGCAUUGACAAGAACACUGCCUCCGAUGGCACCAAGACCGCUGUUAACCUCGGAUCUGGUCUUAUUGCCGGUUUCGCCGCUGCCCUUGUCUCUCAGCCCGCUGACACCAUGCUGAGCAAGAUCAACAAGACCCCUGGUCUCCCCGGCGAGAGCACCACUAGCCGUCUCAUCAAGAUCGGCAAGGAGCUCGGCAUCCGUGGCAGCUACGCUGGUAUUGGCGCCCGUCUGUUCAUGGUCGGAACCCUCACUGCCGGCCAGUUUGCCAUCUACGGCGAUAUUAAGCGUCUCCUUGGUGCCACCGGUGGUGUUGAGAUCUCCAAAUAGACGUGUUCAAGAGUUGGGUGUUUCUUUUUUGUUUCGGAUUAGCGGAUGUCGCAUAUGGCGCCAAGCCUAUUCCGGAAUCGGACCUAACACGGGUCCGCCCACGUGACAAUUGGCAUUAUUAGCUCUGUGGUUGUCAUGGAGGAAUUCGAAAUGCUCCUCGUACCCAUGGUAUAGAAAGGGUAUGUGGUUUGUAAAUUAGAGCUAAUAGAUGAUUGAUGCAUUCUGGUUAUAGAAUUAUUUGUUGGUUUUUAAUCCAUUUGGGUAGAUCUGCGUCCACGAUAACUCUCUUUACAUAAGGAUAUGUAGAGUUCACCGAUAGGGUGAGCAGUGUCCUUCCAUUCAAUUCAUAUUGGAACAGAUUUUGUCUUUCUAUGAUGGGGGGGUCUAGCAAGAUAUCAACAUUGCUUCCCAUUAUUGGUAUUCCUUUACAGAUAUCUGUGACAAGAACGGAUUUUUUCUACUUGAAGGUGUUGAAAACGCAUCAAAUAUCUGCUACUCUAUAAAUGAUUUAUAUCAGAGACUAGUGUUAACUAAUGCUUCAGCCAAGUCUGUCAUUAGAAUGAGAAUGCUUUAGCAAAGAUAGAAGGGAAAGAUACUUACAUAGGUUUCUUUGAGAGUCGGGUUUCCGGGCUUUCUGCUACAGUUUUGCGUCUUUGGGGUGGCAUGACGCCAAUAAUGUUGUUGAGACCAGCUGAUAGAGAAGAAUCAUAAGAGUAUCAAGCAAGCUGUAAAUGAAGAGCCAUGAGAAUAUGGGCACAAGGCCACCCCUCCGUGACCAACUUGGCAGGAUAUUUGAUAUGAAUGACUUGCAGACCGAAAGCGUCGAUAGUGGUAGGGAGAGGGAGAAAAAUAGAGGAGUGGGAGGAGGUUCUUGAAACAUGAGACCUCGAAGGCCAG
This is a messenger RNA of Monascus purpureus, 1972 nucleotides long. The record is from the annotation of a GenBank genome assembly. Lineage: Eukaryota; Fungi; Ascomycota; Eurotiomycetes; Eurotiales; Aspergillaceae.